AUGUCGUUAGUAACAUCAUCAACACCAUCAAUAGACUCAUACGUUGACAUCACAAUAACCCCGCUGGUGCUAGAAACUCUUGAUGUGCAACAAACUAUUGUUGCUCAAAACACAUUAUUCACUUCAAGUAUAAAUGAAACUUCUUCAUUGCUCCCCGAAAUAUCGACUUAUCAAGGUGCUGCUCCACAAGUUGCUGUUGGAUUUGUUGCACUCGCCAUUGCUGCUCUAAUCUGA
Lodderomyces oxycetoniae is the source of this 234-nucleotide messenger RNA. It is a transcript of the gene PGA6, whose product is annotated as Pga6p. NCBI's taxonomy places the organism in Eukaryota, Fungi, Ascomycota, Pichiomycetes, Serinales, Debaryomycetaceae. The record is from RefSeq and is a predicted model, not a curated record. Bases 1 to 234 code for a protein of 77 amino acids. The transcript has a single exon.